AUGGACUGGGAAGAGCCCAUGGAGACUUACGACUUGAACCAAGAACAUGUUAAACCACGAAAACGGAGUAAGGCAGGUUCUGCAGCUGAAGAGGAGACACGCUCUUGUUCUGUCCCAGUGGGUCAUUUUUGGUAUGUGAACCACAUGUACAAGGAAGAAAUGAAACGUAUUGAGAAAGAGAACGGAGUUAAAAUUGAAGCAGAGUUAAAGUUGAAAUUUCAAGUAGACAAAAAACAUGGGAGCCCAGACAAUGCUCUAAAAGAGUUUAAAAACCUCAUGCAGAACAGUAUAACUGAAUCCAGUGGCUCAGUUAUUCCUCUCAAGUUCAUUGAUCCAGAUCAGUGGAGAGAUGCACUGAAAACCAUCCAGAAAAAUAAAAAUAAACUUUUGGUUACUCUGACCUCUGAAACAAUGACUGUGCAAGGGCCAAGACGUAGUCAAGAUGUCAUCAGUAAGUCGUUAUUUGGAGAUACAAUGCAGCAUACAAACACUCUUGCUUUUCUUGAAGAGUAUGAGAAAAAGAUCCAAGACACAUCACUGAAGACUGACAGGACCACCAAAGACUUGUGGCCGAUGACUACCUCUUGCAACAAGGAAGUAGACAGGAUCAAAGCUGGGUUUAAUGUGGAAAUCAAAGAAUCAGACAUUAGUCAAGGAAAAGUUGGUGUGAAAACUUUAUGCAAACAAGAUAAAGGACACUCCUUCAUGAAGGACUGCAGUCUCAAUUCUGCUUUCCAACCAGACCGCAUGACUCACUGUGACUUACUGAUGAAGACAAACUGCAUUUCUCAAUCAGAGGGGGCCUCUAAUGAACCUGUGUUGAAUGGCCAAUCAGCAAACAGGAUGCACAGUUUGCUGAUUGACCUGACUGACAGUGGGACAACAGCAGGUGACCAAAAGGAUGAUCAGUGUCCUAUAUGUUUGGAUAAAUUCAAAAACAGGAAACGGCUCAAGUGUAAAGAUGAAUUUUGUGAAGACUGUCUGAGACAAGCACUGGAGGCGAAUGGGCCCAUCUGUCCUGUAUGCAGAGUCGUCUUUGGUAAGAUAAUAGGAGACCAACCAGAUGGAAGAAUGUCACACCAGACAUUACGCACUUCCCUUCCUGGAUACUCAGACUGCGGCACCAUAGUUAUCAACUAUGUGAUUCCAAGUGGAACACAGACGGCAGAGCAUCCCAAUCCUGGUCAGCACUACUCAGGUAUUCAUAGAACAGCAUGUCUUCCAAACAACAAAGAGGGCAAUGAAGUGCUGCAACUGCUGAAAAGAGCGUUUGAGCAGAGGCUCAUUUUUACUGUGGGGACAUCCAGAACAACUGGACUGGACAACCAGGUGACCUGGAAUGACAUUCCCCACAAAACAUCCACGUCAGGAGGACCAGAUUGCUUUGGGUAUCCUGACCCUGAGUACCUGAGCAGAGUCAAAGAGGAGUUAAAGGCCAAAGGCAUUGAGUGAAGUGUUUGAUACAAAGUGCAGGUGGAUUAGAAAUCAAAGACGUUAAAAACAAGAUGACUCUUUAAACAGACACUGAAUUUCAAAUACUCUGUUUUGCACUUUUCUCUGUUAAUGUUUCAAAUGAUCAG
Molecule: messenger RNA, 1580 nt
Organism: Pelmatolapia mariae (spotted tilapia)
Lineage: Eukaryota; Metazoa; Chordata; Actinopteri; Cichliformes; Cichlidae
Exons: 4
Coding region: 1-1452 (483 amino acids)
Biological process (GO): protein ubiquitination; Notch signaling pathway
Cellular component (GO): nucleoplasm
Molecular function (GO): ubiquitin protein ligase activity
Source: RefSeq, a predicted model, not a curated record